Strongylus vulgaris is the source of this 1194-nucleotide messenger RNA. The record is from the annotation of a GenBank genome assembly. Lineage: Eukaryota; Metazoa; Nematoda; Chromadorea; Rhabditida; Strongylidae.
AUGACCCGGAGACGACCUUGCGUUCUGCGUCUCUCCGAACGAGCGAUGUCUGGCCGCGCGCUGUUCGCCUGUGAGCGGCGUAGUGUCUUGCCUCGCGGCAUUCUGCCUGUACCAUACAGCGGCGAUUGGUCGCUCCUCUUCGUCACCAUGUUAAUACUUACUAGUCAGAAGGAUCGUUCCGUCAUCGACCGAAUCGGCACUGCUCUACGUGUUGCCCAGGAAGGAGCCUUUAGCCCGACCCUCACCGAAUCUCCCGAACCUCCCACCUCACCGAGCCAUCUGAAACGGACUGCUGCUUCUAUUGAGUCCACUAGCAACUACAAGAAGGUCCGCUUCGAAGCCGAGACCGAAGACGAUCUUUCUGACUCCGACAGUAGCUCGCUGCAGUGUGCUACUGAGGAAACCACCAGCACCGGCUCUGUCAGCCCGCAUCUCAAUUCUGCCAGUUCUGUUUGUCUCGAUGACGUAUUCUGCUCGGUUCCCGGCCGACUAUCGCUUCUUAGCAGCACAUGCAAAUACAAGGUUACUCUUGCUGAGAUCCAGAGACGACUGUCUCCUCCAGAAAAUCUGAACGCCUCAAUCCUUGGAGGGAUCUUGAGGAGAGCAAAAUCCAAGAAUGGUGGCAAAGAGCUGAGGGAUAUGCUGGACAAGAUGGGCUUGAGCCUACCAGUGGGUCGCCGCAAGUCAGCGACCGUCACGCUGCUCACCUCACUCGUUGAAGGUGAAGCCACACAUCUAGCUCGAGACUUCGCUUUUAUCACUGAGACAGAAUUCCCUGCCGCAAGCCUAGCUGCUCAUGUCACCGAACAACAUCGAACCAACAAUGAAAACUUACAAAAACGCAAGGAGUGCCUAAUAAAUGCUGUGCAGAUACUACAGGAGUUCGUGGACUUGCUAAGCUCCUCCUCUUCGAAUGAGGUUGCAGCGCCCGAAUCUGUACAGGCAGAUCUUCGGCACUUUAGCUUGUGUACGCAUGGAUUUGGGGCUCCGGCCAUGAUCGCUUCCAUGCAAGCUUGUCUCAAGUACGUAAAGGCAUCAAUGGAGAAUCUCACACCCUUGAACAUGGUCCCAUCGCUGGAUCCGGACGAAAUUGACUUCGCCGCUUUAUAUCAGAAAAUGCAGAUGAAGGGUGUCAAUUCAAGUGUUAUCAGGAGCGUUCUCAAUACGCCAGCUAUGUUCAAUAUCCCUCAGUAG